Trichomycterus rosablanca is the source of this 2245-nucleotide messenger RNA. RefSeq names its product dynein, axonemal, intermediate chain 1, paralog 2 (gene dnai1.2). Gene Ontology annotation, molecular function: dynein light chain binding; dynein heavy chain binding. Lineage: Eukaryota; Metazoa; Chordata; Actinopteri; Siluriformes; Trichomycteridae. The transcript is spliced from 19 exons. Gene Ontology annotation, biological process: outer dynein arm assembly; cilium movement. The coding region runs from base 122 to 2188 and encodes 688 amino acids. The record is from RefSeq and is a predicted model, not a curated record. Gene Ontology annotation, cellular component: outer dynein arm.
UUAUUAUACAUUGCUGUAUACGCACUGUGUGGUUGGAAUAGUUUUCGUUAGUCCUUUAGAAAAAAGAAAGAAAUUUAGGGUUAACAGGUAGCAGAUAAUACAGAAACUUAAAAAGGGACAAAUGAAAGAAGCUGAAAAAAUGUCGGUUCCACACAAAGUUAGAACACUGCGGUCCAAACAGGAUGAUGAAGAUGGGACAGAAGCUGGAGAUGGAGGAGACGAGGGGAUGCAGGGAAGGACUUUAAUCAAACCUCCAGAUCAGCUAGACCUGACUGAGGCAGAGCUAAAUGAGGAGAUCACUAGGAUAUUGACGGCAAACAAUCCUCAUGCUCCAGAUAAUAUUGUUGUAUACAACUUCAAAGAGCGCUGCUAUAAACCAGUUAGCAGUGUAGACCAGUUGGCCAUUCAUUUUGUGCUUGAAGGAAACCUUUUGCACAGAGACUCUGAUGAGGCUCGGAGACAGAUGGCCAAGCAAGGACUUCCAGAAGUUCCAGAGGAACCAGACGAAGUCGCAGUAGUAGAAAGUGAGGACAAAUCAGAGACACCGACAGGUGGUGCUGAGGAUGCAGGUGAUGCUGAGGAGGGAGCUGGUGAGGAAAGGCCUGACAGUGUAGAUGUCCGAGCGCAGGAAAAGGAGCGGAAACUCACCAAUCAGUUCAACUUCAGCGAAAGAGCCACUCAGACUUUUAACAACCCUCUGAGAGAUAAAGCCUGUGAGACGGAACCUCCUCCUCGUGCCAGCUUUUCUUCAACUGCUAAUCAGUGGGAGAUCUAUGAUGCCUAUGUGGAGGAGCUUCAAAAGCAGGAGAGGAAUAAGGAGAAACAGAAAGCUCCUCUAUCUAAGAAGGAGGAGGAGAAAGGAAAUAAGAAAACUGCUUCGGCGGAGAAUCAGGGUGAUGACAUCUCCAAACUGACAAAAGCGGCCAAGAUUAUUGAGCGCAUGGUGGUUCAGAACGCUUAUGGUGACAUCGCUCUGGAUUUUAAGUACUUUGAGGACCCUUCGGAUGAGUUUAGAGAGCAAGAGGGCACACUUCUUCCACUGUGGAAGUUCCAUAAUGAAAAAGCUAAACGGCUGUCAGUAACCGCACUCUGCUGGAAUCCAAAAUACACAGACCUGUUUGCUGUGGGUCUUGGGUCAUAUGAGUUCACCAAGCAGGGACGUGGCAUGCUGCUCUUUUACUCUCUGAAGAACUUCACCUCUCCAGAGUUCACCUUCCCCACUAAAUCAGAUGUAAUGUGUCUGGACAUUCACAAGCAGUUCACUUACCUGGUGGUUGUGGGUUUUUACGACGGCUGCGUGGCCGUCUUUAACCUUAAAAACAAAGUACAGCAGCCUGUCUACAAAAGCACGGCCAAGUCAGGCAAGCACACGGGCCCGGUCUGGCAGGUAAAGUGGCAAAAUGACGACAUAGACAACAAUCAUAAUUUCUUCUCUAUCUCCUCUGAUGGCCGUGUGGUAUCUUGGACUCUAGUGAAGAAUGAGUUGCUGUUUACUGAUAUAAUUACACUCUCAGUAGAAGUGGCUGUUUUUGAUGGACAGGAGGACAAGAAGCUUCCUACCAUGGUUCCAGCCUGUGGAACGUCAUUUGAUUUCCAUAAACAGAUUGACUACCUUUUUCUCGUUGGCACAGAAGAGGGCAGGAUCCACAAGUGCUCCAAAUUUUACUCCAGUCAGUUCCUGGAAACGUACAAUGCACACAGCUGGGCUGUGGAUGCAGUAAAGUGGAAUCACUUUCAUCCUAAAGUUUUCAUCUCAUGCAGCUCAGACUGGACCGUCAAGAUAUGGGACCACACAAUCAAGAACCCGAUGUUUACCUUUGACCUAAAAGCAGCUGUGGGUGAUGUGGCGUGGUCACCGUACUCCUCCACUGUAUUUGCUGCUGUCACCAUGGAUGGAAAGGUCCAUGUAUUCGACUUGAGUGUCAACAAGUUCGAGGCUGUCUGCCAGCAGACUGUGGUGGGCAAAAUGACCAAGCUAACUCACAUCGAGUUCAAUCCUGUCUACCCCAUCAUCAUUGUGGGCGAUGACCGGGGUCACGUCAUCAGCCUGAAACUCUCUCCUAACCUGCGCAAGAAGCCUAAGGACAAAAAGGGUCAAGGGUUGCCAGUGGACCCAGAGGCAGAGAUAGCAAAAAUGGAGAAGCUGUUGAGUCUGCUGAGGGAACCUGAGAAUAAUGUAGAAAAGUAACAACUACUAAAGAUUUUAAGUAAGAUAAAACAGGGCCACUGUCAGCAGGAAAGAAAA